GUGUUAACAACUAUUACCCCCAACACUGACCUAUCAUGUGAUGGACAGUUAGAUACCAAUGUAUCUAUUAUUGUGUAAUACGGUAUUGGGAUCUAAUAAAAGUGAUUUUAACUACAUAUGUAUUAAUACUGUAUAAUAAUAUCAUUAAAGACAUGUGAAUGAAGAAGACGUUAUUAAUUUAAGUGUUGUUUACAUUUCAAGUGAUAUUAUAACGGAUUUGUAUGAAGUAAUCAAUCAAUUGAUUGAUUUUAUUAUCAAAUCAUACAAUCAGUUCAAUGUAUUAAUUAUUUGAUUAAAUGGAUCCGUCGUCUAAUGACAAGAGUUUGAGUCCAUUUGUCUAUUGGGGACAAAGCAGUGAUAAGAUUACCCUAAGAGUUGAUCUCAAGAAUGUCAAGAGUCCAACGAUUGAUUUAAAACACACAUCACUUGAAUUUCAGGGAUCAGGUAUCGGUGCCAAAGGUUUUAAUGAAUACUCAUUUAAUAUAGACUUCUUUGCCGAAGUCAAUCCAUCGGAUAGUUUUUACAAAUUAAAUGACAGACACAUCGAGUUUGUCAUCAAAAAGAAGGACAACUUAUUGUGGCCGCGACUCUUAGCUUCGGUAGUGAGACCGCAAUGGAUUAAAGUAGACUUCGAUCGGAUUCAACCCGAAGAGGAAUCGGAUGCUGAGGACGACGGCAGUCUAAUGGGUCACGAGUUGGAUGAGUUGAUUCCCAAUCAACAAAACUCGUACAGAAAUUUUGGACAAAAGGAUUUCGGACGACGAAAAAAGUCAAUGAAUAAAGGAUUUAAAGUUGAAGACUUCAAGAAAAGCUAUUUAUUUCUAUACAAUUUGCUUCAAUUUGUUGGCUUUCUCUACGUAUUUCUUAUAAUUGCAAUCCGUUUUUGCAAAGACGGCAUCCAUUCAUUUGAAUACACAUAUCAAUUGGUGGGAAAAGCGAUCAAAUUUUUGCAUUUAAUGCAAAUUCUUGAAGUCAUACAUCCGCUGAUGGGAUAUACUGUUGGAAGUCCUGUUAUGCCAUUUAUUCAACUCAGUGGUCGAGCGCUUAUCAUAUUUAUUAUGAUUGGUUCCGAACCCAAAAUCCAGACAAAUCCCUGGGUUUCGUAUUUAUUUAUUAGUUACUCUGCUAUUGAAAUUCUUCGAUAUUUAUAUUAUAUGCUUCACGUAUUUAAAGUGAAUAUAUGGUUCAUUACGUGGAUGCGAUACACUGCUUGGGUUGUGAACUAUCCGUUAGGAUUUGUGUGCGAAGGAGUCAUUUUGUUUGAAAACAUUGCAUUGUUUGAAGAAAGUCGACGGUUUGCAAUAGAGUUACCAAAUAUGUUGAACUUUUCAUUUAAUUUUCCAACAAUUAUUCGCAUAUAUUUGUUAAUUGGAUUUUUUCCGGUCCUUUAUUUUAUGAUGUCUCACAUGUAUAGACAAAGAGUGAAAGUACUUUAUCCGAAUCGAUCAAAAGUAAAGUCUAAUUAAAGCUAAAAAAUGGCUCAAUUGUAAUGAUCACUAAAUCAAUUGGUGGAUCAAAAUUAAUUACCUCAUCUAUAUUCUAAUAAUCUAAAGAUUUAUUGAUUAUAUAUAAUUGGAUUACAAAUAAAUUAAUUGCACUCUAAAUAAUAUACGAGAUUAUUAACAAUAAAUUCUUUACUAUUUUUG
Messenger RNA from Oppia nitens, 1646 nucleotides. RefSeq names its product very-long-chain (3R)-3-hydroxyacyl-CoA dehydratase 3-like (gene Hacd2). Gene Ontology annotation, biological process: fatty acid elongation; sphingolipid biosynthetic process; very long-chain fatty acid biosynthetic process. The coding region runs from base 297 to 1466 and encodes 389 amino acids. Lineage: Eukaryota; Metazoa; Arthropoda; Arachnida; Sarcoptiformes; Oppiidae. The transcript has 8 exons. Gene Ontology annotation, cellular component: endoplasmic reticulum membrane. Gene Ontology annotation, molecular function: 3-hydroxyacyl-CoA dehydratase activity. The record is from RefSeq and is a predicted model, not a curated record.